This is a messenger RNA of Clavispora lusitaniae ATCC 42720, 2847 nucleotides long. Its product is annotated as pheromone-regulated protein. Gene Ontology annotation, molecular function: transmembrane transporter activity. NCBI's taxonomy places the organism in Eukaryota, Fungi, Ascomycota, Pichiomycetes, Serinales, Metschnikowiaceae. Gene Ontology annotation, biological process: transmembrane transport. The record is from RefSeq and is a predicted model, not a curated record.
AUGUCCGAUUUGUCUUCUUCUGACGAUGAGGCCCAGUACAAGCCCAAGAUCAGCGUCCCCACGGUGAACUUGGCUAACCUCCGCAAGAAAAACCAGAAGCUGAAUGCCAAAGACAAUUUGGCGAAGGCUAGGAAAAAAUUCACAUCCCAUAACAAAUCGGUUCGGUUCCCAGAUAAUCCAACACGACCCGCAUCGGCUAUAAGCAACUCAUCCAACAUGUCGUCAUUUCUGUCGGAGCUUGAUUCGGACCAUAGCCGGCUCGAACACUCAGACGACGACCCGACACCUGAAGGAAGCUCUAAGGAUCUCCCACAUUUUUCAUUCAAAGUGCCCUACACUACAGAAACACUCUCCCUGGAAGAUGACGAGGACAUUAACUCGUUGGACAUGCAACACGUUAUAAAUCCACUGCGCACAUAUAAUGAAGAAUCUUCAGAUGAAGGUGAAUACGCGCCGCAAGAGUAUCAUGAAUCGGCACUGCCCAAGCGGAGACAAAUGAAUUCCGAUGCCGAGGCCGAUGUAACAGAUCUCCAUCGCCAGUCGUCCGGACUGCGGUCUGUCAAAUCAGGUGAGAGUGAGAAAAAGGGCUUUAAGAACAUUUUCCGCAAAAUGUCGUUGGCCGACCUGAUGGAAGGCGACCCGGGUGCGCCUUCGCGCUCAGACACAUUCUUGGGGCGCGUUUUGAGUUUUUCGGGCGGCGGCCUCAGCGGCGGUGGCUUGGCGCCGGGCGCAUCGCAUGCAGAAUCGGGCGCGGACGACGAGGAAAAAAGGGCCGGCGGCAUGCCCGAGGACCACAACAUCGAGAUGCAGCGAUUAGAUUUUGCGCAGCUCAAUGAUGAGGCACAAAACUUAAUCUCUUUGCAUGUACCAGAGACUAGUCGAAGGAAAAUGGAAUCCAUACCAGAAGUGGACCCGAACGACGAUCUGACGGCUCUUUUAAUGGAAAACGAGGAGAAACCGACUCUGACUCCACCGGAUGCAACACCAAGCUCGCACACAGGUACUUUCUACCAACCUAACCCUGACUUGGUUCGAGAAAACGCUAACGAUGACUACCAUGAAGAAGAUAUUUUCGAAAACGACACGUAUGUGGCGCCGCCGAAACAGGUGCACGCAGGCGUGCUCUCUUCUUUAUUGAAGCUUUAUCAGAAUGAGCCCGCGUCUAAGUCACUGACAACAUUAGGAUCAGGACUCACCACUUUAGCAGACGAACAGUCCGUACCUGACCCAUACAGCGCAAAGAACACCUCUACACAUGAUUUCACACAGCUUAAGAGCAAUUUACGCCAUGGUCCGCGUCGUCUUGCCAACAAAUUCACCGGUCAUAAGCACAAGCGUGAUUCAUCGAAUCCACCAGAUGAUUUUGGAUCGGAAAGUGAUGAAGCCACGGCUACUUUGGAUGGAGACGCAGCUAAUCUUCCGUCGUUCCAGAAUGCUAGGCCCAAAGCACCGCGUCCAGAGUCCAAAGUUCCACAAAGAUUGGGUAGGAAGUUCAAGAAAAGGCAAGACCAAAAGUUGCGUAUUACUGUUCAUAUUGCAGACAUACUUCAGCGGCAACGGUUUAUCAUUCGUAUGUGUCGUGCAUUGAUGUUGUACGGAGCCCCAACACAUCGGUUAGAGGAGUACAUGGUGAUGACUAGCCGUGUGCUUGAGAUUGAUGGCCAGUUUGUAUAUUUUCCGGGUACCAUGAUUGUGGCAUUUGGUGAUGCAGCUACGAGAACUUCCGAAGUCCACUUGGUGCGGUGCGCCCAGGGAUUAAACUUGUCCAAAUUGUCUGACACUCACAAGAUUUAUAAGGAUGUGAUCCACGAUUUGACGGGUGUUGAAGAGGCCAUUAAAAAGUUGGAGGCUUUGAUGAGUAGGAAAAACAUGUACUCCCCAUGGGUUUGUGUUUUCCUCUAUGGAAUUGGAUCUGCUUCUGUUUGCACAUGGAGUUUUGGCGGUGGCUGGUGGGAUGUCCCUACUUCUUUUGCCGUCGGAUUGUGCAUUGGAUACUUGCAAUUCAUUGUCUCUUCCAAAUCAAACUUGUACUCCUCAUUCUUUGAGGUUGCAGCGUCAAUUGUCGUUUCCUUCAUUUCUCGAGCGAUCGGCUCUAUCAGAGGCGGGAGUGGUAAUCUAUUCUGCUUCGGAGCAAUUGCUCAAGGCUCACUCGCUUUAAUUUUGCCCGGCUAUAUCAUUUUGUGUGGCUCGCUAGAGCUUCAGGCCAAAAACCUUGUUGCAGGCUCGGUCAGAAUGUUUUAUGCCAUCAUUUACUCUCUCUUUUUGGGUUUUGGCAUCACUUUGGGUGCUGCAUUAUACGGAUGGGUCGAUAAAAAUGCCACAGACGCAGCGCAAUGUCCACUGGGCCAUAGCAUAGAUGACAAGUGGAGAAUUUUGUUUGUGCCCUUAUUUUCCCUCGUUUUGGGCCUUAUCAAUCAGGCUAGAUACACUCAGCUUCCGAUAAUGAUCUUGAUUUCCUCAAUUGCAUAUAUUGGGACGUAUUUUGCCGGAAAACACUUCUCAAAUGUGACAGAAUUUACGGCUGCCAUUGGUGCUUUUAUCAUUGGGAUAUUAGGCAAUAUGUACUCCCGUGUGGGGAGAGGAAUGGCAGUUAGUGCCAUGUUACCUGCUAUUUUUGUGCAAGUGCCAUCUGGUAUUGCCUCCAAAAGCACACUUCUUGCCGGUGUUAACACCGCUAACAAGAUCACGAACUCCACUAAGGAUAGUUCUGGAACGACCGAUUUGAGCUCCUUGAGUUUCGGUGCUACGAUGGUGGAAGUGUCUAUUGGUAUUAGUGUUGGAUUGUUCGCUGCGGCGCUCGUGGUCUAUCCGUUUGGAAAAAGAAGAACAGGUUUAUUCACUUUAUAG